This is a messenger RNA of Panicum virgatum (switchgrass), 1286 nucleotides long. RefSeq lists its product as uncharacterized. NCBI's taxonomy places the organism in Eukaryota, Viridiplantae, Streptophyta, Magnoliopsida, Poales, Poaceae. The record is from RefSeq and is a predicted model, not a curated record. The transcript is spliced from 5 exons. The coding region runs from base 187 to 912 and encodes 241 amino acids.
CACGCCCGCGGCUUUGGCUCGCCUCUACCUCCACCUCCACGCCCCAUUACUUUCCACUCGCCUCCUGUCUUCCCUCCCCACCCACAUCUCCACCUUCUCCCUCCAUCUCCGUCCUCUCCGGCAGGCUUCGGUUGGCUUGCUCACUUCCACCAGCGGAGCGGAGCUGAGCUGCGGUGCGCGGGCGCCAUGGCCGCCGCCGCUUGCGCGGACGCGGACGCCGACGCGCUGGCCGCAGACAUCAUCUGCUCGCUGCGCGGGGCCGACCUGGCCGGGUGGACGCCGCCGUGGUGCAAGCCGGCGCCGUGUGAGGGGGAGCUGAUCUGGCCCCCGGUGGCGCGCGGGAAGCGCUCGCGCCGCCGGUCACCGUCGGCGGGCCCCGCGGCGGCGGGGAAGGGGAGGUGGGGCCGCGGCAGCCCGGCGUCGCCGCUCGACUACAGCGGCGGCUCGGGCUCCGGCGGUUCCACCAGCGGCGGCGACGACGGCGGCGGGUUCUGCUCGCCGGGCCACCGACUCGCGCCGGCGACAAAGGUGGGCUCCAUUGGACGGCCGCAGCUGCCCUUCCCGACCCCGACCUUCCCAACCCAGCCUACACGGGCCACCGGCCAGCGACCUCGGAAGAAAUUGAGGCUUCCGGAGGUCCAGCAACUGGUGCGGUCUCUUACGGCGGAGAAUGAUAGCCUCCGCGAGGAGAUGCGAGCUUUGCAGAGAGCUUGCAAGGCGCUGUCAAAAGAAAACGACAAGCUUGAGACAAGGUUAGUGCAAUCGGACUUGCCGAAUGAAAUCACAUCGAAGGACCAGAAAGGAAAGGAACAUAUUGAUGAACAGGUUAUGCAGUCCACACCAGACAGCUUCGUGCUACCAGAUCUCAACCUCCCCCCACAGGACACUGCAGAUGUAUCACCAGUUCAUUGAUCACUGCAGAUUGCUGCAACCUUAACCGAAUAACAAGUGUACAUAGAGGAAGCAGGGUAGCAGUCUAGAUGGCAGCGCAGUCACGUCAUCAUUUGAGAAUGACACAUAUAUGAUAAGUUGUUAUUAGAUCACAGGGUUUACUACCACUAUAGUCGUAAGUCAUAAGCCACAUCUGUAGCUAAAGGGAAAUCUAAUUUUAACUCACCUGACAUCGUUUUGGGUAGUGCAUCCGCAUAUGGUCAAGCUGAAGAUAGUUUCAGCUCAAACUGAUUUCCACACUAGUGGAUUUAGAUGAAUUUAUUCAUGUUAUUUCGUUCGAUGAAGAGAAUUUUACUUGUGAAGAUCUGACAUUUGUGAGGAAACUGCUAUGCUUA